This is a messenger RNA of Melopsittacus undulatus (budgerigar), 15057 nucleotides long. It is a transcript of the gene HERC1, whose product is annotated as HECT and RLD domain containing E3 ubiquitin protein ligase family member 1. The record is from RefSeq and is a predicted model, not a curated record. Gene Ontology annotation, molecular function: protein binding; ubiquitin-protein transferase activity. NCBI's taxonomy places the organism in Eukaryota, Metazoa, Chordata, Aves, Psittaciformes, Psittaculidae.
AUGGCAGCUAUGGUCCCGCCUGUGAAGCUGAAAUGGCUUGAACAUCUAAACAGCUCCUGGAUCACAGAAGACAGUGAAUCUAUUGCAACAAGGGAGGGAGUUUCUAUCUUGUACGCUAAGUUAGUCAGCAAUAAAGAAGUAGUGCCAUUGCCCCAGCAGGUUCUGUGCCUCAAAGGACCUCAGUUACCAGAUUUUGAGCGAGAAUCACUAUCUAGUGAUGAACAGGACCACUACUUGGAUGCUCUUCUUAGCAGCCAGCUGGCACUGGCGAAGAUGGUAUGCUCAGACUCUCCGUUUGCUGGAGCACUUCGAAAACGUCUUCUUGUGUUGCAGCGUGUCUUCUAUGCACUUUCUAAUAAAUAUCAUGAUAAGGGUAAGGUGAAACAACAGCAGCAUUCACCAGAGAGCAGUUCUGGAUCCACAGAUGUGCAUUCUGUCAGUGAACGUCCAAGGUCAAGUACAGAUGCACUCAUAGAAAUGGGGGUUCGGACUGGAUUAAGCUUGUUAUUUGCACUGCUAAGACAAAGUUGGAUGAUGCCAGCAUCAGGACCUGGCCUCAGUCUUUGCAAUGAUGUUAUCCAUACUGCUAUAGAAGUUGUAAGCUCUUUGCCACCUUUAUCUUUAGCAAAUGAAAGCAAGAUUCCACCAAUGGGGUUGGACUGUUUAUCACAAGUAACGACAUUUCUUAAAGGAGUAACAAUUCCAAACUCUGGGGCAGACACUUUAGGUCGCAGAUUAGCUUCUGAAUUGCUUCUUGGUUUGGCUGCCCAGCGAGGUGCCUUGCGAUACCUUCUUGAAUGGAUAGAAAUGGCUUUAGGUGCUUCAGCUGUAGUAAACACCAUGGAGAAAACAAAGUUGCUGCAAAGUCCAGAAGGGAUGAUCAGUUUUGACUGCUUUAUGAGCAUAUUAACACAGAUGCGACGGUCUUUGGGAUCAUCUGCUGAUCGAAGUCAAUGGAGAGAGCCAACUAGGACAUCUGAUGGCUUAUGUUCCCUUUACGAGGCUGCACUGUGUUUGUUUGAAGAGGUUUGUCGAAUGGCAUCAGACUAUUCAAGAACAUGUGCCAGCCCUGACAGCAUUCAAACAGGGGAUGCUCCCAUUGUAUCUGAGACCUGUGAAGUAUAUGUUUGGGGUAGCAACAGCAGUCAUCAACUGGUAGAAGGAACUCAAGAGAAAAUACUUCAGCCCAAGCUUGCUCCAAGUUUUUCUGAUGCACAGACAAUUGAAGCUGGACAGUAUUGUACCUUUGUUAUUUCUACGGAUGGUUCUGUUAGAGCCUGUGGUAAAGGCAGCUAUGGGAGACUGGGACUGGGUGACUCCAAUAAUCAGUCGACAUUGAAAAAAUUGACUUUUGAGCCUCAUAGGUCUAUUAAAAAAGUGUCAUCUUCCAAAGGAUCAGAUGGUCACACUUUAGCAUUUACCACAGAAGGGGAAGUCUUCAGCUGGGGUGAUGGUGACUAUGGAAAACUGGGACAUGGAAAUAGUUCAACUCAGAAAUAUCCCAAACUUAUUCAGGGACCUCUGCAAGGAAAGGUGGUUGUGUGUGUGUCAGCUGGGUACAGACAUAGCGCUGCUGUUACAGAAGAUGGAGAGCUGUAUACGUGGGGAGAAGGAGACUUUGGAAGAUUAGGUCAUGGUGACAGCAACAGCCGCAACAUUCCGACUUUAGUAAAAGAUAUUAGCAAUGUAGGAGAGGUUUCCUGUGGCAGUUCACACACAAUAGCUCUCUCCAAAGACGGGAGAACAGUAUGGUCAUUUGGAGGAGGAGACAAUGGCAAACUUGGUCAUGGUGACACGAAUAGAGUAUAUAAACCUAAAGUGAUAGAAGCCUUGCAAGGAAUGUUUAUUCGAAAAGUUUGUGCGGGGAGUCAGUCUUCACUUGCCUUGACGUCAACAGGGCAGGUUUAUGCCUGGGGCUGUGGUGCGUGCCUUGGCUGCGGCUCCUCAGAGGCAACUGCUCUCCGACCCAAGCUUAUUGAAGAACUGGCUGCUACAAGAAUAGUUGAUAUUUCAAUUGGUGACAGUCACUGUUUGGCACUUUCUCAUGAUAAUGAAGUUUAUGCUUGGGGUAACAAUUCAAUGGGACAGUGUGGUCAGGGGAACUCUACUGGUCCCAUUACUAAACCGAAGAAAGUAAGUGGGUUAGAUGGAGUUGCAAUUCAACAGAUUUCAGCAGGAACGUCCCAUAGCCUUGCCUGGACAGCUUUGCCAAGGGACAGGCAAGUUGUGGCAUGGCACAGACCUUACUGCGUAGACCUUGAAGAAAGUACCUUUUCCCAUCUUCGUUCUUUUCUUGAGCACUACUGUGACAAAAUUAACAGUGAAAUUCCCCCACUUCCUUUUCCUUCAUCAAGGGAACAUCAUAAUUUUCUUAAACUGUGUUUGAAGUUGCUUUCUAAUCAUCUUGCGCUUGCACUGGCUGGAGGGGUAGCUACGAGCAUUCUCGGGCGGCAAGCUGGUCCUCUUCGAAAUCUGUUAUUUAGACUGAUGGACUCCUCUGUCCCUGAUGAAAUUCAGGAAGUCGUAAUUGAGACUCUCUCAGUAGGAGCGACUAUGCUACUUCCUCCAUUGCGAGAAAGGAUGGAAUUGCUACAUUCUCUUCUACCCCAAGGUCCUGAUAGAUGGGAAAGCCUAUCAAAAGGACAGAGAAUGCAAUUGGAUAUUAUCCUGACAAGCUUGCAGGAUCACACCCAUGUAGCUUCUUUGCUUGGCUAUAGCUCACCAUCUGAUGCCACAGACACUUCCUCAUUAUGUAUAAGCUAUGGAAACCUCUCUGAUCAAACGUAUGCUGUCCAGAGCAGUCAUCCGGAUACCCAUCUAGCUGAAAUCUUAAUGAAGACUCUUCUAAGAAAUUUGGGAUUCUAUACAGACCAAGCAUUUGGAGAACUGGAAAAAAACAGUGAUAAAUUUUUACUUGGUACAUCAUCAUCGGAAAACAGCCAACCUGCUCAUCUUCAUGAGCUCUUAUGUUCACUGCAGAAACAGUUGCUGGCUUAUUGCCACAUCAACAGUGUUAGUGAGAAUUCCAGCAGUGUGGCACUGCUUCACAAGCACCUUCAGCUUUUAUUGCCUCAUGCUACAGAUAUCUAUUCCCGUUCUGCAACACUGCUUAAGGAAAGCUCUUGGAAUGGUAGUGUGGGAGAAAAACUGAGAGAUGUAAUUUAUGUAUCAGCUGCUGGUAGUAUGCUCUCUCAGAUUGUCAACUCAUUACUGUUACUACCAGUAUCAAUAGCUCGUCCUCUGCUGAGUUACCUGCUAGAUCUGUUGCCACCUUUAGAUCGUCUCAAUCGAUUGUUACCUGCUGCAGCCCUUCUGGAAGAUCAAGAAUUACAGUGGCCACUUCAUGGUGGACCUGAAUUAAUUGAUCCUGCUGGAGUGCCCUUACCACAGCCUGCCCAGUCUUGGGUCUGGCUCGUUGAUCUAGAGAGAACUGUAGCUUUGCUUAUUGGGCGGUGUCUUGGUGGCAUGCUUCAGGGACCUCCUGUGUCCCCUGAGGAACAAGAUACAGCCUAUUGGCUGAAAACACCCCUUUUCAGUGAUGGAGUGGAAAUGGAUAUUCCUCAUUUAGAUAAAUGCAUGAGCUCGUUAUUAGAAGUGGCCCUAUCUGGAAAUGAGGAACAGAAGCCAUUUGAUUAUAAGCUGAGACCUGAGAUUACAGUCUAUGUUGAUUUGGCCUUGGGUUGUACAAAAGAGCCAGCAAGGAGUCUCUGGAUCAGUAUGCAAGACUAUGCUGUUAGUAAAGAUUGGGAUACUGCAACUUUAAGUAAUGAAUCACUCCUAGAUACGGUGUCUAGAUUUGUUCUUGCAGCUCUCCUGAAACAUACAAGUCUACUUAGUCAAGCCUGUGGUGAGAGCAGGUACCAGCCUGGCAAAGCCUUGGCAGAAGUAUACCGCUGUGUGUAUAAAGUUCGGAGUCGCUUGCUUGCCUGCAAGAACAUGGAACUUAUUCAGACCAGAUCAUCCUCAAGAGACAGAUGGAUGUUAGAUAACCAAGAAUCUGCUGAUGUUGAUACUCAAGAACAUCCUUUUACUCGUACAAUUGAUGAGGAAGCAGAAAUGGAGGAGCAGGCAGAACGUGACAGAGAAGAAGGACACCCAGAACAGGAAGAUGAAGAGGAGGAAAGAGAACAUGAAGUUAUGACAGCUGGUAAAAUAUUUCAAUGUUUCCUAUCAGCCCGUGAAGUAGCUCGGAGUCGGGAUCGAGAUAGAAUGAACACUGGGACAGGGACUAGGCUUGAUGAUCCACCUCCUCAGUCUCAGCAGGAACGGAGAAUCAGCACUGAUCUGACAGAAGGUCAAGAUGUGUAUACUGCUGCAUGCAACUCUGUGAUCCACAGAUGUGCCUUGUUAAUCUUAGGAGUGAGCCCUGUUAUUGAGGAGAUCCAGAAACGAAGGGAGGAUGGGCAGUUACAGCAGCCUCCCUCUACUGCUUCUGAGGGGAUUGGACUCAUGACAAGAAGUGAAAGUCUUACUGCUGAAAGUCGCUCAAUCCAUGCAAACUCAAGCUACAGACUGAUUAAAUCAAGAAGUGAAUCUGAUUUGUCUCAGCCAGAAUCAGAUGAGGAAGGUUAUUCACUGAGUGGAAGACGAAAUGUUGAUUUGGAUUUGGCAUCAUCACACAGAAAGAGGGGAGCGUUACAUAGUCAAGUGGAACCUUUAAGUGAUUCAUGGGUUCGACUAAAACACAGCAGAGACUGGUUAUACACAUCCUCCUGCUCCUUUGUCGAGUCCGAUUUUGAUCUCUCAAGAUCCCUUGGAGUACAUACUUUGAUUGAAAAUGUUGUCAGCUUUGUAAGUGGUGAUGUGGGAAACUCCCCAGGAUUUAAGGAACCAGAGGAAAGUAUGUCCACCAGUCCACAAGCAUCAAUAAUUGCAAUGGAGCAGCAGCAGUUGAGGGCUGAGCUUCGUCUGGAGGCACUUCAUCAAAUUUUAGUGCUUCUAUCAGGGAUGGAAGAAAAAGGCAGCAUGCCUUUAAUGGGAAGUCGUCAAGUACCAGGAUUUCAGUCUUCUUCAUUGCUUACUUCUGUUAGACUACAGUUCCUUGCUGGCUGCUUUGGUUUGGGCACUGUAGGACACGCAGGUGCCAAAGGAGAGAGUGUAAGAUUGCAUCACUACCAGGAUGGUAUCAGAGCAGCCAAAAGAAGUAUUCAAAUUGAAAUCCAGGUGGCUGUGCACAAAAUUUACCAGCAGUUAUCUGCCACAUUAGAAAGAGCUCUGCAAGCUAAUAAGCAUCACAUAGAAGCACAGCAGCGUCUUCUGUUGGUAACAGUCUUUGCUCUAAGCGUCCACUAUCAGCCUGUUGAUGUCUCCUUGGCCAUUUCCACUGGUCUGCUGAAUGUGCUAUCACAGUUGUGUGGCACAGACACCAUGCUAGGACAGCCACUGCAGCUGCUGCCCAAAACUGGUAUUUCUCAGCUCAGCACAGCUUUGAAAGUAGCCAGUACAAGACUGCUUCAGAUCCUUGCUAUCACCACAGGAACCUAUGCUGACAAACUGAGCCCAAAAGUGGUUCAGUCUUUGCUGGAUUUAUUAUGCAGUCAGCUGAAGAACUUGUUAUCACAAGCUGGUGUGAUGCUUAUGGCUUCCUUUGGAGAAAGCGAAGGUGAGGAAGAUGGAGAAUCAAAAAAGACAGAUUCCAGUGGAGAAAAUGAGAAGAGGGACUUCAGAGCUGCCCUCCGAAAGCAACAUGCAGCAGAACUGCAUUUGGGAGACUUUCUUGUUUUCCUGCGUAGAGUUGUGUCUUCAAAAGCAAUUCAGUCAAAAAUGGCAUCUCCAAAGUGGACAGAAGUACUUCUUAACAUUGCUUCUCAGAAGUGUUCCUCAGGAGUUCCAUUGGUUGGCAAUUUGAGGACUAGACUUCUUGCACUUCAUGUAUUAGAAGCUGUAUUACCUGCUUGUGAAUCUGGUGUUGAAGAUGAUCAAAUGGCUCAGGUUGUUGAAAGGUUGUUCUCACUUCUGUCUGACUGCAUGUGGGAGACUCCAAUAGCUCAAGCUAAACAUGCAAUUCAAAUAAAGGAGAAAGAACAAGAAAUAAAGCUACAGAAGCAAGGGGAGUCAGAAGAUGAAGAUGAGAAUCUUCCCAUACAAGAAGUGUCCUUUGACCCUGAGAAAGCUCAGUGCUGCAUAGUGGAAAAUGGGCAGGUUCUAACUCAUGGAAGUGGAGGUAAAGGAUAUGGUUUAGCAUCCACUGGAGUUACUUCUGGGUGUUAUCAGUGGAAGUUCUACAUUGUGAAGGAGAAUCGAGGCAAUGAAGGAACAUGUGUAGGAGUUUCUCGCUGGCCAGUACAUGAUUUUAACCAUCGCACUACCUCAGAUAUGUGGCUGUAUAGAGCCUAUAGUGGUAACCUUUAUCACAAUGGAGAACAAACUUUGACUCUGUCCAGCUUUACCCAAGGAGAUUUCAUCACAUGCGUAUUAGAUAUGGAAGCAAGAACUAUUUCCUUUGGUAAAAAUGGAGAGGAGCCAAAACUAGCUUUUGAAGAUGUGGAUGCAGCAGAGUUAUACCCUUGUGUUAUGUUCUACAGCAGUAAUCCAGGAGAAAAGGUGAAGAUCUGUGAUAUGCAGAUGCGUGGAACACCUAGAGAUUUGCUGCCUGGUGACCCCAUCUGUAGUCCUGUUGCUGCAGUGCUGGCAGAAGCCACUAUCCAACUCAUUCGUAUCCUUCAUCGCACAGACCGUUGGACACACUGCAUCAAUAAAAAAAUGAUGGAAAGACUGAAUAAAAUCAAAACAUGUCUUAAAGAAGCAGGCCAAAAGCUGAAGAAGAGUCGCUCAGUUCAAAGUCGAGAAGAGAAUGAGGUGAGAGAGGAGAAGGAAAAUAAAGAGGAGGAGAAAAGCAAACACAGUAGGCAUGGUCUGGCUGACCUUUCAGAACUGCAGCUGAAGAUGCUCUGUGUGGAAGUGUGGCCUGUUCUAGCAGUAAUCGGUGGAGUUGAUGCUGGUCUUAGAGUUGGAGGUCGAUGUGUACACAGGCAAACUGGACGUCAUGCCACCUUGCUUGGAGUAGUGAAGGAAGGCAGUACAUCUGCCAAGGUCCAGUGGGAUGAAGCAGAGAUUACUAUCAGCUUCCCAACUUUUUGGUCGCCUAGUGAUACUCCACUGUAUAAUCUGGAGCCCUGUGAACCGCUGCCUUUUGAUGUUGCAAGAUUUCGUGGGCUGACAGCUACGGUGUUGCUGGAUCUUACCUAUCUGACUGGUAUUCAUGAAGAUACAGGAAAGCAAAGCACAAAGAGGCAUGAGAAAAAACACAGGCAUGAAUCAGAAGAUAAAGGGGAAAUGGACCAGAAAACAGAUGGUGAUGCUGGAUCAGAUCCACGAUUAGGACAAAGUGCUGAUGACAACAAAGGAUAUAGUGCUACGAGCUCUAAGUCAGAAAAUGAAAUUGCUUCCUUUUCCUUAGAACCAUCAACACUAGGUAUGGAAUCCCAACACCAACCUGCUGAGGGAAGAAAAAAGAAUCAUGAACAUACUCCAAGAAAUCAUGAUAUAGUGCAGUCAGAAAUCAGAGCAGUGCAGCUAUCUUAUCUUUAUCUUGGUGCCAUGAAGUCACUUAGCGUUCUUCUUAGUUGUAGUAAAUAUGCUGAACUACUGUUAAUACCAAAAGUCCUGGCAGAAAAUGGUCACAACUCUGACUGCGCAAGUUCUCCAGUUGUUCAUGAGGAUGUUGAGAUGCGUGCUGCCCUGCAGUUCCUCAUGCGCCACAUGGUGAAACGGGCAGUCAUGCGCUCACCAAUAAAGAGAGCUCUAGGACUGGCAGAUCUAGAACGAGCACAAGCUAUGAUCUACAAGUUAGUGGUUCAUGGGCUGCUGGAGGAUCAGUUUGGUGGCAGACUCAAACAAGAAGUGGAUCAACAGGUAGAAGAAGGUGAUCAGUCUCAGCAAGCCCAAACACCAGUUACAACCAGCCCUUCUGCUUCCAGCACAACAUCUUUCAUGAGUAGCUCUCUGGAGGAUACUACCACUGCUACUACUCCAGUAACUGAUACUGAAACAGUUCCAGCUUCAGAAUCACCUGGUGUUAUGCCUCUCAGUCUUCUUAGGCAAAUGUUCUCCAGUUAUCCUACUACAACUGUACUUCCAGCACGACGUGCUCAGACUCCUCCAAUAUCAUCUUUACCAACAUCUCCUUCAGAUGAAGUUGGAAGGAGACAAAGUCUGACUUCUCCUGAUUCCCAGUCUGCGAGGCCUGCCAAUCGUACAGCCUUGUCUGAUCCAAGCAGCCGGCUUUCAACAUCCCCUCCUCCUCCUGCUAUUGCUGUUCCACUGUUAGAAAUGGGGUUUUCUCUCAGGCAAAUAGCAAAAGCCAUGGAAGCUACAGGUGCCAGAGGAGAAGCAGAUGCACAGAAUAUCACAGUGCUGGCUAUGUGGAUGAUAGAGCACCCUGGAAAUGAAGAUGAUGAAGAGCCCCAGUCAGAAGGGACUGCAGAUUCGCGACAUGGAACAAUAGUCUCUGGAAGCAGUGGAAAAUGUAGUGAUCAUUGCUACUUGCAGUCACCAGGUGAUAUCCCUUCUGCUGAUGCCACUGAAAUGGAGGAAGGCUUUAGUGAAAGCCCUGAUAUGGAUCAUGUGGAUAAUGCAGCUUCUGCAAGUGGACCUCCUCCUAGGAGUCGGUCAGCUGUAACAAGAAGACACAAAUUUGAUCUAGCUGCACGAACAUUGCUAGCACGGGCUGCGGGAUUAUACCGCUCGGUACAGGCCCACAGGAACCAGAGUCGAAGAGAAGGGAUAUCUUUGCAGCAAGAUCCAGGAGCACUUUAUGACUUCAACUUGGAUGAGGAGCUGGAAAUUGACCUUGACGAUGAAGCUAUGGAAGCUAUGUUUGGGCAAGACCUGGCUAGUGAUAAUGAUAUUCUGGGAAUGUGGAUCCCAGAGGUAUUGGAUUGGCCUACCUGGCAUGUUUGUGAAUCUGAAGACCGAGAAGAAGUAGUCGUUUGUGAGCUAUGUGAAUCCAGCGUGGUUGGCUUCAAUCAGCACAUGAAGAGAAACCACCCAGGCUGUGGUCGCAGCGCAAACCGCCAGGGCUAUCGCAGCAAUGGUUCUUAUGUGGAUGGGUGGUUUGGUGGUGAAUGUGGUAGUGGGAAUCCUUACUACUUACUGUGCGGCAUCUGCAGAGAGAAAUACUUAGCUCUGAAGAGUAAAUCCAAAACAUCAACUUCAGAAAGGUACAAAGGCCAGGCUCCUGAUUUAAUAGGUAAACAAGACAGUGUCUAUGAAGAAGACUGGGAUAUGUUAGAUGUAGAUGAGGAUGAAAAGCUAACAGGAGAAGAGGAGUUUGAAUUACUGGCAGGACCUCUUGGGUUAAAUGAUCGACGUAUUGUACCCGAACCUGUACAGUUCCCUGACAGUGACCCUCUGGGUGCUUCAGUUGCAAUGGUGACAGCCACCAACAGUAUGGAAGAAACAUUGAUGCAAAUAGGUUGUCAUGGCUCUAUAGAAAAAAGUUCUUCUGGCAGGAUAACCUUAGGAGAACAAGCAGCUGCCCUCGUAAAUCCACAUGACCGUGUUAUGGCUCUGAGAAGAGUGACAGCUGCUGCCCAAGUCCUCCUUGCAAGAACUAUGGUUAUGCGAGCUCUCUCACUAUUGUCUGUCAGUGGUUCCAGCUGUAGCCUGGCAGCUGGUCUCGAGUCCUUGGGAUUAACAGAUAUCAGGACACUGGUUCGUUUGAUGUGCCUGGCUGCAGCAGGCAGAGCAGGCCUCUCCACGAGUCCAGCCACUGCGGCCACUUCAGCAGAGCGAUCCAGGGGAAUACACAGCAAAACAAGCAAGCCUAUAUCUUGUCUUGCCUAUCUGAGUACAGCAGUAGGCUGUUUGGCAUCAAACACUCCUAGUGCUGCAAAACUGCUGGUACAGUUAUGUACACAGAAUUUGAUUUCUGCAGCCACUGGUGUAAACUUGACAACAGUCGAUGAUCCAAUUCAGAGAAAAUUUUUGCCAAGUUUUUUAAGAGGAAUUGCAGAAGAGAACAAGCUGGUCACAUCACCGAAUUUUGUGGUUACUCAGGCACUUGUAGCAUUGUUGGCAGACAAAGGGGCCAAACUGAGGCCAAACUAUGAUAAAGCAGAAAUUGAAAAGAAAGGCCCUCUGGAGCUGGCUAAUGCACUAGCAGCUUGCUGCCUCUCUUCAAGGUUAUCUUCACAACAUAGGCAGUGGGCUGCACAGCAGCUGGUGAGAACUCUUGCAGCACAUGAUCGAGAUAAUCAAACUAUUCCCCAAACCCUUGCUGAUAUGGGGGGAGACUUACGAAAAUGUUCCUUCAUAAAAUUAGAGGCUCAUCAGAACAGGGUCAUGACAUGUGUUUGGUGCAAUAAAAAGGGACUUUUGGCAACUAGUGGAAAUGAUGGCACCAUAAGAGUAUGGAAUGUUACAAAGAAGCAGUACUCAUUGCAGCAGACAUGUGUGCUCAACAAGCUAGAAGGUGAUUCAGAAGAAAGUCUGGGGUCACCCAGUGACCUUAGUUUAUCUCUUGUCUGUUGGAGCAUCAGUGGCAAGUAUCUGGCUGGAGCUACGGAAAAGAUGGUGAACAUCUGGCAAGUCAAUGGAGGAAAAGGAUUACUAGAUCUUCAGCCUCACUGGGUAUCUGCUCUAGCUUGGCCAGAAGAAGGGCCAGCUGCAACGUGGACAGGUGAUGCGCCAGAACUGUUAUUAAUUGGUCGUAUGGAUGGAUCUCUUGGUCUUAUUGAAGUUGUAGAUAUUUCAGCCAUGCACCGGCUAGAACUGGAACACUGCUACAGAAAGGAUGUGUCUGUCACAUGCCUUGCCUGGUUCAGUGAAGACAGACCAUUUGCAGUUGGCUAUUCAGAUGGAAAACUGCUAAUAGGAACAAAGGAGCCACUUGAAAAAGGAGGAAUCGUUUUAGUCGACGCACAUAAGGAUAUGAUUGUUAGUAUGAAGUGGGAUCCAACUGGUAAGAUUCUUCUGACAUGUGCCAAAGAAGAAACAGUGAAACUCUGGGGAUAUAUGGGAGGAUGCUGGAGACGCCUGCAUUCACUGUCCCAUCCAGCCCUUGUGAAUGGCAUUGCCUGGUGUGCUCUUCCGGGGAAAGGACCCAAGUUGCAGCUUUUACUAGCUACAGGAUGCCACAAUGGUUUGGUGUGUGUCUGGACUGUUCCCCAGGACAUUGUAAUCACACUGCAGUCCAGCUCAACUUGCUCAGAAGGAUGGUGGGACCAAGAAACAAGUGCCAAGGACGGCUACAUGAAAGCAUUAGAAGUCAAGUGUGUAUUUCAACUGAGAGGACAUAUUACUCCUGUUCGAACUGUUGCAUUCAGUCCUGAUGGAGUGGCAUUGGUCUCUGGUGGACUUGGUGGGCUCAUGAAUAUUUGGUCUUUACGGGAUGGUUCAGUAUUACAGAGUGUUGUGAUAGGUUCUGGAGCUAUUCAGACUGCAGUAUGGAUACCUGAAGUUGGAGUAGCUGCUUGCUCUAACAGAUCAAAGGAUGUGUUGGUAGUGAACUGUACAUCAGAGUGGAUAUCUUCCAAUCACGUCCUUGCAACAUGUAGGACUGCACUGAAACAGCAAGGAGUUCUAGGAUUAAAUAUGGCUCCUUGCAUGCGAGCUUUCCUGGAACGUUUGCCAAUAAUGCUUCAGGAGCAGUAUGCUUACGAAAAGCCCCAUGUGGUUUGUGGAGACCAGCUUGUUCAUAGUCCUUACAUGCAGUGCUUGGCAUCACUUGCUGUGGGCCUUCACCUGGAUCAGCUCUUGUGCAACCCCCCAGUACCACCUCAUCACCAGAGCUGCCUCCCUGAUCCUGCAGCCUGGAACCCCACAGAAUGGGCCUGGUUGGAGUGUUUCUCUACUACCAUCAAAGCUGCUGAAGCCCUUGCCAAGGGAGCACAGUUCCCAGAAUCCUUUACUGUUCCGGACCUGGAACCUGUUCCAGAGGAUGAGCUUACUCUCCUAAUGGAUAACAGUAAAUGGAUCAAUGGUAUGGAUGAACAGAUAAUGUCUUGGGCAACAUCAAGGCCAGAGGAUUGGCAUCUGGGAGGUAAAUGUGAUGUGUAUCUCUGGGGAGCAGGAAGACAUGGACAGUUAGCAGAAGCUGGUAGAAAUGUCAUGAUUCCAGUAGCAGCACCUUCAUUCUCUCAGGCUCAGCAGGUUGUUUGUGGUCAGAAUUGUACUUUUGUCAUUCAAGCUAAUGGCACAGUGUUGGCUUGUGGAGAAGGGAGCUAUGGGCGUCUGGGACAAGGAAAUUCUGAUGAUCUUCAUGUGUUAACAGUCAUUUCAGCACUGCAAGGCUUUGUUGUAACACAGCUGGUGACCUCCUGUGGAUCUGAUGGCCAUUCCAUGGCUUUAACAGAAAGUGGGGAGGUCUUUAGCUGGGGUGAUGGAGAUUAUGGCAAACUGGGACAUGGGAACAGUGACAGACAGCGCAGGCCUAGACAGAUUGAGGCUCUGCAAGGAGAAGAAGUGGUGCAGAUGUCAUGUGGCUUCAAACACUCAGCUGUGGUGACAGCAGAUGGCAAACUUUUUACAUUUGGAAAUGGUGAUUAUGGUCGAUUAGGACUUGGAAAUACUUCCAACAAGAAACUUCCAGAAAGAGUGACGGCGCUGGAAGGUUACCAGAUUGGACAGGUGGCCUGUGGACUCAAUCAUACUGUAGCUGUGUCAACAGAUGGCUCAAUGGUUUGGGCUUUUGGAGAUGGAGAUUAUGGUAAACUUGGUUUGGGGAAUUCCACUGCCAAGUCCUCGCCACAGAAAGUGGAUAUUCUGUGUGGAAUUGGAAUUAAAAAAGUUGCCUGUGGAACCCAGUUCUCUGUUGCACUGACAAAAGAUGGGCAUGUAUAUACUUUUGGACAAGAUCGCCUGAUAGGUUUGCCAGAAGGUCGCGCUCGAAAUCACAACAGACCCCAACAAGUUCCUGUACUGUCAGGAAUCUUCAUUGAAGACAUAGCUGUAGGAGCAGAGCAUACCCUAGCCCUGUCAUCUACAGGGGAUGUGUAUGCUUGGGGUAGCAACUCUGAAGGACAGCUUGGACUGGGCCAUACCAACCACGUCAGAGAACCAACCCUCGUAACAGUCCUGCAAGGGAAGAACGUUCGACAGAUUUCAGCAGGACGUUGCCACAGUGCUGCCUGGACAGCUCCACCAGUUCCACCAAGAGCUCCAGGCGUUUCAGUGCCUUUACAGCUUGGUUUACCUGAUGCCAUUCCACCACAGUAUGGGGCACUGAAAGAAGUGAGCAUUCAUACAGUAAGAGCAAGGCUCAGACUGCUGUACCAUUUUUCUGACCUCAUGUACUCUUCUUGGAGAUUACUUAACCUCAGUCCCAAUAACCAGAACAGUACAUCUCAUUACAAUGCUGGAACGUGGGGAAUAGUUCAAGGACAGCUAAGGCCCUUGCUGGCACCACGCGUUUACACGCUCCCCAUGGUGCGCUCCAUAGGAAAAACUAUGGUUCAGGGCAAAAACUAUGGGCCACAGAUUACUGUGAAAAGGAUAUCAACCAGAGGUCGGAAAUGCAAGCCCAUUUUUGUACAGAUAGCAAGGCAAGUGGUAAAGCUGAACGCAUCAGACCUUCGCCUACCGUCCCGUGCCUGGAAAGUGAAACUGGUUGGAGAAGGAGCUGAUGAUGCAGGUGGAGUGUUUGAUGACACUAUUACAGAAAUGUGUCAGGAACUGGAAACUGGAAUAGUAGACCUGCUUAUUCCUUCCCCAAAUGCUACAGCUGAAGUAGGCUACAAUAGAGAUAGAUUUCUCUUUAACCCUUCAGCAUGUUUAGAUGAACAUCUAAUGCAGUUUAAGUUCUUGGGCAUUCUCAUGGGUGUAGCUAUUCGUACAAAAAAGCCAUUAGAUCUUCAUUUGGCUCCAAUGGUCUGGAAGCAACUUUGUUGUAUCCCACUCAUCUUGGAGGAUUUGGAGGAGGUAGAUCUGCUCUAUGUGCAGACCCUCAACAGCAUUCUUCACAUUGAAGACAGUGGGAUUACUGAAGAAAAUUUCCAUGAGAUGAUUCCUUUAGAUUCUUUUGUUGGCCAAAGUGCUGAUGGUAAAAUGGUUCCCAUAAUCCCUGGAGGGAACAGUAUCCCACUUACCUUUUCAAACAGGAAAGAAUAUGUGGAGAGGGCAAUUGAGUACAGACUCCAUGAAAUGGACCGUCAGGUGGCUGCUGUAAGAGAAGGAAUGUCUUGGAUUGUUCCAGUUCCUUUGUUGUCUCUUCUGACCGCCAAGCAGUUGGAGCAAAUGGUCUGUGGAAUGCCAGAAAUAUCAGUUGAAGUUCUGAAAAAAGUUGUGCGCUACCGAGAAGUCGAUGAGCAGCAUCAGCUAGUUCAGUGGUUCUGGCACACUCUUGAAGAGUUUUCAAAUGAGGAGAGAGUCCUUUUCAUGAGGUUUGUGUCAGGAAGAUCUCGAUUGCCAGCCAACACAGCUGAUAUAUCUCAGCGAUUCCAAAUAAUGAAGGUUGAUAGGCCUUACGACAGCUUGCCUACCUCACAGACUUGUUUCUUUCAACUGAGGCUCCCACCUUACUCCAGUCAACUAAUCAUGGCAGAGCGUUUGCGCUAUGCAAUCAAUAAUUGCAGGUCUAUAGAUAUGGACAAUUAUAUGCUCUCACGGAAUGUGGACAAUGCAGAGGGCUCAGACACAGAUUAUUGACAUUCUGUGAACAAAAUCAUCUUCCUUUUACUACAGAUAGUGCCCUAAGUCCAAUUCAUUGUUGACAUAAUUUUACAGUAACCAUAGAUGUUUUAGGAGCAUAAAACCAGAUGUUAAUAGACAGUGGCCACAUUUUAGUUACUCUAAAUGUAACAAAAAUUUAGAUGUUUUUAUUUUUUUGUGAUUGUAAAAAAGGAAAAAAGGAAAAAGAAAACAAAAAAAGGAUGAUGGGUAAGUUUUUUCUUCCUCCUUUUUUGGUCACUUUUGAUAAGUUUGCAUGGAGACAUUUUGGUGCAUUUUUGUUGGGAAUAGUAUAUUUGUAAGCCCUCCCAGUGAACAUGAAGAGUUGUACAUUGUGUAUAAUUGUUCAUUAGCAAGGACAGUUUUACAUGAAUAUUCACAUAUUUAUUUUGUUUUAAUUUGAAUUGCCUGUGCAGGGUUCCUUAUGCAGAAAAAAAUAAAGCAAAUUGA